Lactuca saligna is the source of this 2873-nucleotide messenger RNA. NCBI's taxonomy places the organism in Eukaryota, Viridiplantae, Streptophyta, Magnoliopsida, Asterales, Asteraceae. The record is from the annotation of a GenBank genome assembly.
GUAACUUUUUUGUUUGUCCUGCUUUUCCUUUUGGCAAGAGGCUCUUAAUAAAUUCUCUGCAGGUUCAAAAGUAAAAUUAACAAGUUUCGUGAAUUAUGAGAUAAAAUUGAUCAAAAAGAGUAAUUUAAGGUAAAAUCGUAAGAACUAUGUAAUUAAAGGUUUUUGACUUUUUUCUUUGUAAGUUUCAGUUAAUGAAAAAAAAAGAGUAAAACCAUAAUCCAUAAAACCUCAAAAACAUUGGGGAAUAUCCAGAUCGCUUGCUUUAUUUUCCAACAGUUGGACUGUUUGAGGCAGAAAGGGAGAAAGUAAUGGCGAAGAGCGAAACCGUAAGAAACGCAGAGAGAUUGGUGGAAGUGAUGAUGAAAGGGAACGAUGCAUCCCACGACGCUGCUCACGCUUUUCGAGUCCGGGACCUCGCUCUCUCACUUGCUCACGAAGAAGCCCUCGGCCUCUCUUCUUCACCAAUCUCCCUUGAAAUUGUUGAGCUAGCUGCACUCCUUCAUGAUAUAGGAGACUACAAAUACUUGAAGAAUCCAUCUGAGGAAAAAAUUGUAGAGGAUUUUCUUGUAAAAGAGGGUAUAGAUAUCGAUAAAAGCAGCAAGAUUUUAGAUAUUAUAAAGCAAAUGGGUUUUAAAGAGGAAAUAAAUGGAGCCUCAAAUGGUUCUCAAUCUCUUACACUGGAACUUGGUGUUGUGCAAGAUGCUGAUCGUCUUGAUGCAAUUGGUGCUAUUGGGAUUGCUCGAUGUUUUACAUUUGGUGGAAGUAGAAACAGAGUGCUUCAUGAUCCAAACAUUCAUCCUCGAUUGGAUUUGUCCAAACACCAAUACAUGAACAAAGAUGAACAAACCACUGUGAAUCACUUUCACGAAAAGCUCCUUAAGCUCAAGGAUUUAAUGAAAACAAAGGCAGGAAAGAGAAGGGCUGAGAAAAGACACAAAUUCAUGGAAGAAUUCCUUACAGAAUUCUAUAAAGAAUGGACAGGAAAAGCUUGAAAUAAAAUAAAAGAAACCAUUUUUUUUUUUCUUGAAACAAUAUAAAAACCAAAAUCUUUUAUUUAUAUGUAAGUUACAAUAACAUGCAUCCCCAUCUAUCCCUGCCCAUCAACUUAUAAAAUCCAUAAAUAUUUGACACAAAAAAGAACAUAUGGAAAGAAUAAAGUUAAAAAAAGACACCACACAUGUUUCACUACAAAACCUUAAACAUUUAGUAUUUAUGAUACAUUUGGAGUUCAGAUUCACUACGCUUGCAAAGCUUAACCUUCAACCCAUGCUGCAUGUACAUAGUCAAUGCAAGCUUUGGAGCCACCGGAUGAUUCUCCACCACCACCACCUUAUACCGGUAUAAAAUAGAGGCGGCAACAAAUUUCAUCUGGUAGUAAGCAAAGUCUUUGCCCAAGCACAGCCUUGGGCCGCCAUUGAAGGCGGUGAACUUGUAGGCUGAUUCACUCAUGAACCGCCCAUCCCUCAGCCACCUCUCUGGCCUGAAAUCUCUGCAGUCUUUUCCCCAUAUCGCUUCCAUUCUUCCCAUUGCAUAGAUUGCAUACACCACUUUUGUUCCUUUCUUCAACACUGUUCCAUCUGGGAACACGUCAUCUUCAACAACCUCCUUAUGAUCCACGGGUACCGAAGGGUAUAAUCUCAAGGCCUCCGAUAAAGUAGCAUGCAGAUAAUCCAUCUUCUUCACCUCUUCUGGUCUAAAUAUCAAAUCCCCCAUUUCACUCUUAUCUUUCCUUUCAUCCACAAUCCCACAUAUCUCACCCAAAAUCUUCUCCUCCACUGUUGGAUUCUGGUCAAGAAGCCAGAAAAACCAACUCAAAGCCACCGAAGAAGUGUCCCUUCCCGCAAGUAUAAAAUUCACACAAAUAUCACGUAAAAACUUAUCAGAAAAAGGCUGCCCCUCAUCGUCUUUAAGCCCCAUAAAAAUCGUCAAAAGAUCCGACCUUUGUUUCUUGUCAUCAGCCUGCAGCAAAGAGAUUUCUUUCUUCCGAGUUCUAAUCACUUCAUCUGCAAAACUAUCCACCCCCUUUAUCGAAUCCUUCAGUCUCUUUUCAGAUCCCAAGUUAAAAUGCCUCAUAAUCUUCCACACAAGGGUAGGAGUGACAAACCUUAGAAUAGUUGCUUCCGUUGCAGCCUCGAACGCUUGGGCGAAGGGUAUUUCCGGAAGUCCGGGACUUAAACAACCCGGAUCGACCCCAAAAGCGAUCAUGCAAACGUUAUCGAACGUUAAUCUUAAAAGAAUAUCCUGUAGAUCGAUCUGAUCAGACUCGGAUCGAUCUACAGACUUGUUCAAGACAGGCAAAAGUCGUCUGUGAACGAGCUCCAACAACGACUCUGUCGUCAUGUUUCGAAACUUGGACGAGUGAAACUCGAUGCUCGCGGUCUUCCUUUGCCUCUGCCAAAUCUCGUCAUCGGCAUUGAAGAUUCCAUUCCCGAGAAGAUCCCGGAGCGCGUUCCGGAAAUACGGGCCUUUCGGAUACGCUUGAAACCUUGUUUUGAGAAGGUGCUCGAGGUUACGGGGGUCGGAAGUGACUAUACAGUUGAGAUUUGUAAACCACGGACCCCGGAAUGUGAAAGUCCCGUUUUGUCUACAAAGGACUUGUGAAAUCCAUUCGUACAUAUCAACACGAAGACCGAGUACCAAAGAAGGUAACAUCCCAAGAAACGGCCAUACGGGUAGGCCGUGUUUCUUUCGUUGGCGGAGAGAAUGUAUGACCAUGAAGACCAGAAGGGCGGCAAGAAGCUCGAUGACUUGAAUCUCCGGGAAGAAGUGGCGGCUGGUGGCCGGAGAAGAGGUGGUCAUGGUGGUGGUGGUGGUGGUGUUGAGCAUGUUGAAGAUGUGGUUAGGAGGGAGGGGAGUCAUGUUUUAUAUGAGGG